UCAAGUCUAGUCUCUCUCUCUGCGUCCUUCUUUCUUGAAUCAACAACAGGAAAACCGAUUUGCCGCUUCUCGGAGUAGGCAAUUCAUCUCCGGUCACACCGCUCCAGCAGGGAAAAUCGACGGCAUUUAGGGUUUCGGUAGUUGGUUGGUUGGUUAAGGGAUGGAGAAGACAGAGAAGGUGACUAGAAAGAAUAACAGAGGAGAAGGUCACUCUUGCUGUUUGAUUAACAAUGCUGUUCCGGAAGAGUUAUUGACGAAAAUUCUGAUACGUCUCCCACUGGAUCAGAUCUUCCGCUGCAAAUCUGUCUGCAAAAACUGGCUCUCACUCAUCCAAAACCCUCUCUUUUCAACUUACUACACGAACAAGAAGAAGAAGCAGAGUAAGAAAAGGAAGAAACAGAAGAAGAAGAGUACAACAUUCAGUUGCAACCUCAACUCCCAUCCCCAACAAAGAUCAGCCGUCCUGAUCCCCAAUAAUAAAGGCCGCCACAAGAAUGAAAGGACAAGACUCAAAUUCUCCCUUGAUUUCGUUCCAGACUUCUCACAGCUACACGGAGUUGAUACUUACAAUGAUCUUCUCCAACGAGUGCCUCAGAACUUGAAGGAGAACCAGAAGAGGGUGAUCCUAGGGUCCAACGGCUUGUGCAAGUGGCACCCGCCGAAUUAUUAUACGACCAGGGACUUGAUCCUAGGGUCGUCCAACGGCUUACUUCUCUGUGCGCCUCUCCUCUUCACACAAACGCCCGGAAAGGGCCCCGUGUUCGAUGAUUUCGCACCCAUUUACGUGGUCUGCAACCCUCACACCAAGCAGUGGCUUCAAGUCCAUCCCCCGCCUCCUUUCUCCUCCUCCAUUUUCCCACAUGCCGCCCAUGUCAGCUUCGUCUCCGAUUUCGAUUCCGAUGGUGGUUGUUGGUUCAAGAUCGUGCGUCUCCCUCGCGAGUUCAAAUCUCGACGCAGACGCUCCCUCGAGCUGCAAGUCUUCUCAUCCAAAUCCUGGCAAUGGACAGCCACUACCGUGCCAUCCCUUCCACGGUCGAUUGGGCCCGACUAUCCAACAAAGAUGGUCGUUGCAGUUAUACUGAAGAAGAACGGCAGCCCCCGUCUGUGUUGGUUGUUCAAGGACACCCAAGCGGUUGUCUACGAUCCCAUCAACAAUGUAGUUGAUGCAGUGAUUGGGGCUAUACGGCCACCAAAUCCUAGAAUUGUUCCUGAUGUGUUUUUGGAUGCGAUGUGCGUUAGCAAGGGCUGCUUGUGGGCAGGAAGCCUCUAUAGUAGAAAGAAGCUGAAGAUUUAUAGAGCUUCGGGAAAGAAAUGGAAGAUGGCGGAGGAGUUUGACAUGAUGCAUGUGUACAAUCCGAGUGGGCGUCGGGUAGGUUGGAUCGUGUUUCGAUGGAUUGCAUUCGUGACAAUGAAUCCAGAUGAUCCACAGGAGGUGUACCUCAGAUCUCACAACUCAAUUGCCCUGUUGAACCUGAGGACCAGAGCUUUGAAGGUUCUUGGGGCUUUGGGUGACCCAAAUUGCAAUUGCAUCCUGAUGCCACAAUCAAUCAGGGUGAAACCAUCAACAAUCAUAUGUGACAACCCUCUAUGGCCAACUCCCCUCCCUUCUUCUUCUUAAUGAAUUAUUGCUUUCUUUAUUUUACACAAUAGUUGCAAUAAUGUACAAUUUACGUUAUAGUUUCUAAACCAACAGUAGAGACCGAGUUUAUUCCAACUUUU
Molecule: messenger RNA, 1719 nt
Organism: Linum tenue
Lineage: Eukaryota; Viridiplantae; Streptophyta; Magnoliopsida; Malpighiales; Linaceae
Source: the annotation of a GenBank genome assembly